This is a messenger RNA of Thunnus maccoyii (southern bluefin tuna), 3092 nucleotides long. It is a transcript of the gene tgs1, whose product is annotated as trimethylguanosine synthase 1. Gene Ontology annotation, cellular component: nucleus. The transcript is spliced from 16 exons. Gene Ontology annotation, biological process: 7-methylguanosine RNA capping; 7-methylguanosine cap hypermethylation. The coding region runs from base 185 to 2614 and encodes 809 amino acids. NCBI's taxonomy places the organism in Eukaryota, Metazoa, Chordata, Actinopteri, Scombriformes, Scombridae. Gene Ontology annotation, molecular function: RNA cap trimethylguanosine synthase activity. The record is from RefSeq and is a predicted model, not a curated record.
CACAGAAGCUGUUGUUCAACCAGCUGAUGACAGAGUCAGUCAGUCAGACAGCCUCAGGGGCAAGGAUCAUCUGCUGCUACAUGCUGACGUGACCGGAAGUGCCAGCGGAACACUGACUGCUCGAAAUCUGACUGUACAUCCCUGAUGUUGAUCCAGAAGGGAACACAACGCCUGCAGCCAGUGUAUGCGGAGCGUUAUGAUGCCGGACAGGAGCAAGGUGAUGGUGGUGGCAGAUAUCCUCUUCAGCAGGAGACUCUCACCUGAGGAGGAGAGGAUCCAUUGCUGCUGCUCCAGAGUCUUCGUACAGGACCGAGAGCUGUAUCGCUCGGAUAAUAGAUUGUUCUCAUUUGACCUGGCAGAAACUGCAGUCCAAGAAGCAGAUGAUGAAGAGGAGGCUGAGGAGGAGGAGGAGGUGUUGGAUGAAGAGGCUCAACUGAUGGCCAGCAUGGGUCUGCCUUUGGCCUUUGUCAGCUCUUCUAAGGACUUGAGAAAGGGGAAGAGGUCUAACAGGAAGCCUGCUACAUACUGGAAACAACCAGCUGAAGAGGAGCAAGAUCUACAGGUUAUUAACACAGUUGGUGACAAGGAAGUGUCUGAUCCUUUGGAGGAAGGAAUGAAGACCGGGAUAGUGGACGGAGGGACGGAGACACAGACCAUCUACGAUGCUGGCUGGGAAACAUACUGGACUCAACAGGGUGAAGCUCUGCUGUGGAGCAGCUGGCUGGAGAAACAUCCAGAGACUAAGCUGCUGUCUGCAGAAGAUCCAGAAACAGUGAUUGCUCCAUGGGACAACCCAGACUCAAAGGCUACCUGGGACCAACAUGCUGCAGAGACUUACUAUUACUACUGGGAGCAGUACUCAUAUUGGGCAGGGCAAGGUUGGACCACUGAGCAGUCCUUCUGUAAUGGGAACACUGGUGGAGAAACAAGAGAAGUGAAGGCUCUCCAUGAUGAUGUUGAGGUUUUAAAUGAUCUGUUAGGACAGAACUGCACGUUAGAGUCAGGAGGAAGCACUGUGACUGACAGACAGUGUGUGAGUGUGACGGGUAUCAGAGAGCAGCCAGAGGGAGAGGUCUGUGGCUCUGAUGAUCCUUCUGAUGGUGGGAAGGGUUGCACCUCCUCACAGCACAACACAGCAGAACAUACAGAUAUAGAUUCCCAGCAAAAUGAUUCCCAGCGGGCUGCUGGCAGCCUGGGCAGACAGUUUGGCUCAAGAAAUAAGAUGUCAGAUAGAGAAACUGAUGAUGAUGAUGACAAACCUCCUGGAAGACGACAUGCUAAAGUUAAACGCAGUCAUGAGCUGGAUGUGGAAGAAAGCCCACAUCUGACAUCGGAGGAAGCUUGGAGUAAACUGGGACUCAAACGUAACUCCUCUCCUCUGUUCGACAGCGUGUUCAGCUUUAAAGGCAGUUCAUGUCAGAAGCGUCAGAGGCAGCAGCGGACUAAGAAAUCAGUCAGCAGCAUCAACAAACACACCAGGCUCACAGAGGCGGGUGGAGACAACACACAGCCACAGAGCAGCACCACCCUCCACAAGGUCCAAAACUUCCUUGAAAAGAUCCAGAGAGAGACACAGAUGACUCUAUGUGACCGGAAUGAGAUGGGAGGAGGAAGCACACAGCACCCUGAGGAAAAGCCACCAUCUCUGGGAGAUGUGAUGGGAGAAGAGGACAAGAAGAGCAGGAAGAAUACUGUGGAUGAUAAUAAAGAAGCUGUGGAAGUGGAGAGUAUUCAUUGUCUGUCCAAUUUUGAUGCAGAAAAGAGAAAGUGCUCACAGCCCAAUAGUGAGAGAGAGGAGGAAGGGCAGGUGGAGCAGCCUGGUAGACAGUUAGCAUGUCUGGAAAUCCCUGACUUUCUCCUGUCUGAUGCAUCUGAAGGCCAUAGUGAUGGAAAGAAGCCAAAGAGGAAGUUUAAGCGAGGGCGGAAGCAGCAGGUACCUGCAGUGAUGGCGGCAGAACCGGACCUGGCUAAAUACUGGGCUCAACGCUACAGACUCUUCUCUCGUUUUGAUGAAGGGAUAAGGCUGGACCGAGAGGGCUGGUUCUCUGUGACACCUGAGAGGAUUGCAGAGCACAUCGCCCUCAGAGUGGACCACAGCUUCUCUGACUCUGAGCUGGUCAUAGAUGCUUUCUGUGGAGUUGGAGGAAACUCCAUCCAGUUUGCACUCACUGGCAAGAGAGUUUUGGCUGUUGAUAUCGACCCAGUACGGUUGGACUUGGCGCGUCACAACGCUGUGGUUUAUGGUGUUGCCGACCGAAUCGACUUUCUGCAAGGAGACUUCCUUCAGCUGGCACCCCGUCUCCAUGGUGAUGUGGUCUUCCUAUCACCACCAUGGGGAGGACCAGACUACCUGACCGCUGAGGUGUUUGACAUCAAGACCAUGAUGGAGCCUGAUGGAUUUCAGAUUUUCCACCUGGCCAAACUGAUAUCAGACAACAUAGUGUACUUCCUGCCUCGCAAUGCUGACAUGGAUCAGGUAGCUUCUCUGGCUGGUCCAGGAGGGAGGGUGGAGGUGGAGCAGAACUUCCUCAACAACAAACUGAAGACCAUAACUGCUUACUUUGGAAGCUUGAUAGAGUCAGCUAGUAGCCCUGGCAAAGUUACAGACCAAUAAGGAUUUCUUCCUCCACUAAAUGAGAAUGGAUCAAAACUCAAUUUCUAUUCUAUUGCUCUAUUUCUACCUUCAUACCACCAUUCUACCUACUGGACUGCGUUCACGUCAACAUUUAUUCACUUCAGGGAUCCAUUCAAGUACUUAAAAGUGCAACAGUUUGACUUACAUUUUUGUACUUUCUGUCAAUAAAGGGUUGUUUUAUGCAAGUAAAAAAUAUUUCAGACUGAAUGUGAUGAUCACAAGUAAGUUUGAACUGGCCAAGCCCUGUUAAAGCUGGUAUCCAAAAUGUAUUUUGUCUUCAUCUUGACCACCCUACACUACACUUUGAGUUAAUGCAGGUGGUUUUUAAAGAGUUUUGUGAAUCCCCCAGAUUAAGUUAACACUUGAAAAAGCUGGAAUUACUGGAAUUUACGUCAGUAAUUUAUAUUUUAUCGUUCUUCUUAUUGUACAUUACAACCAAUAAAUGUUUUUUCACAAA